Gaeumannomyces tritici R3-111a-1 is the source of this 3880-nucleotide messenger RNA. Its product is annotated as paraplegin. The coding region runs from base 385 to 3312 and encodes 975 amino acids. The transcript has 2 exons. Gene Ontology annotation, biological process: mitochondrial protein processing; protein-containing complex assembly. The record is from RefSeq and is a predicted model, not a curated record. Gene Ontology annotation, molecular function: metalloendopeptidase activity; zinc ion binding; ATP binding. Gene Ontology annotation, cellular component: m-AAA complex; membrane. NCBI's taxonomy places the organism in Eukaryota, Fungi, Ascomycota, Sordariomycetes, Magnaporthales, Magnaporthaceae.
CUCUGAUGGGGGGCCCUCAUUGGAAGCGAUUGGAAAUGAGGGCGGCCGAGUGAACCGAGCUGCGGCGACAGACGACAACUGAUCUUUCCACCACUGCUCAAGAGCCGCAUCAUCCGCAGACCUCGUGCCAGCUGAUACGUCCCAGGCGCAAAGAAGAGGGAUCCAACCAUUGUACCAGCGGCCUGCUUGUCCUGCGUGAACAAUCGUUGGAGCAGGAAAGGGUGGCCUGUUUUUUUCUUCCCCGCCGCCGAUUUUUUUUCUCUGCCUCGCCAUCGCGUCAUAAGCUCUCCCGCCGCUUCCGCCUCCCGCCCUUUGGGGGCGCCCUCUUCCGCCACGUCCGAUCGCACACACCGGGACACACACACACACACACACCAGCACACAAUGUCGAGGCUAGUGCGGUUACCACCGACGGGGCAGCUGGCCCGCCUGGCGUCAUCGUCCCUGCGCGCCGCCGCCGCUGCCCCCGCCCCGAGGCCGAGCUUCCACGCCAUCCGCCUGCCCCGGGUAACGGCCGUCCUCGCGGCACAGGGAGGGUCGUCGCGGGCCUGGUCGCCGCCGAGCCUGUUCCCGCGCCACUUCAGUCACCAAGCGCCGCUGGCCGCCCGCAAGCGCCCAAACGAGUCCGCGCCCCGCGGCAAGGAGGACCCUGGCAGCAGCAGCAGCAGCAGCAGGAGCACAGAGACGGAAAAGUCGACCGAGCCCGAGUCCGAACCCUCGGAAGGGCCCUCGGAAGGGCCCUCGGAGCCGCCACCGCCGCAGCCGCUGGAGCCGGGCUGGGUCCUGCUGAGCAAAGAUGAGCUUGAGCACCUGCCCGAGGUGGUGGAGAGGUUGCUGAAGCCACGAGGCCUGGAAUACAUGUACACGGAUGCGACGGUCCUGAAGGCUGAGGUGAUAAUCGAGGACAUAAAACAACACGGCGUCCCGCCAGAGAUGUACGAGACCCUCAGUCCGGUCCUCAAGGACGGCCAAUACAGCAUCUUCAGCAUGCCGGGGCUGUUCCUCUGCUUCGCGCAGUACGGGGCUACGAUGGCGCAACGUCGCGGCGCGAGCGAGGAGGGCGCAGUGAACUCGAGGCGGCCCAAGGAGGGAGAGGAGGAGGAGGAAGGAAAAGAGGGGUCGGAGAAGAGCGGCGACAAGCGGUCGAGGAAACCCCGCGGACAGGACCGGGAGCCGGCGUCUGGUAAGGGCCGGGGCCCGCCGCCAAAGGGUCAGGGCAAAGAUGGAAGUGGCGAGCAGGGCGGCGAAGGCUUCGGCUUCAGCUUCAACCUGCGCUCGCCCGACAACAUGACCGUCUUCGCCCUGGCCGUCGUGCUCAACAUCAUGUACUUUUGGUUCUGGGAUAACCCGUCGCGCGAGGUGACGUGGCAGGAGGUGUGCACCAAGUACCUCGAGAAGGGCCUGGUGGAGAAGUUUGUGGUGGACGGGCACACGGUGCAGGUGCAGCUGAACCGCGAGGCGGUGCGGUCCGUGUACGGCGACGAGGCGGCCCGCGGGCCGAUGCUCUACUUCUCCAUCGGGUCGGCCGACUCGUUCGAGCGCAAGCUCGAGGCGGUGCAGGACGAGCUCAAGAUCCCGACGUCGGAGCGCAUCCCCAUCAGCUACAGCCAGCCAGGCAUCCUGGGCACCCUCCUGGUCAGCUUCGGGCCGACGCUACUGCUCGUCGGCCUGCUGACGUACGCGGCCAGGGGCAGGGGCGGGGCCGGCGGCAUGGGCGGGCCCUUUGGCAUGGGCAAGAGCCGGGCCAAGCGCUUCAACCACGAGUCGGCCGUCAGGGUCAAGUUCUCGGACGUGGCGGGCAUGGACGAGGCCAAGCUGGAGAUUGUCGAGUUCGUCAGCUUCCUCAAGACGCCCGAGAAGUUUGAGAAGCUCGGGGCCAAGAUCCCGCGCGGUGCCAUCCUGUCGGGACCUCCCGGCACGGGCAAGACGCUGCUGGCCAAGGCGACGGCGGGCGAGUCGGCCGUGCCCUUCUUCAGCGUCAGCGGGUCCGAGUUCGUCGAGAUGUUUGUGGGCGUGGGCGCGUCGCGGGUGCGGGACCUGUUCGCCGAGGCGCGCAAGAACGCGCCGUGCAUCAUCUUUAUCGACGAGAUCGACGCCAUCGGCAAGUCGCGCGACUCGGGCCACCGGUUCGGCGGCAACGACGAGCGCGAGGCCACGCUCAACCAGAUCCUGACCGAGAUGGACGGCUUCAACACGCAGGAGCAGGUCGUGGUGCUCGCCGGCACGAACCGCCCGGACAUCUUGGACAAGGCCCUGAUGCGGCCCGGCCGCUUCGACCGCCACAUCCACAUCGAUCGUCCCACCAUGAAGGGCCGCGCCGACAUCUUCAAGGUGCACCUGGCCAAGAUCCACACCAAGGAGGAUAUGGAGUAUCUCUGCGGCAGGCUCUCGGCCCUGACGCCGGGCUUUGCGGGUGCCGACAUUGCCAAUGUCGUCAACGAGGCUGCGUUGGUUGCCGCAAGAGCAAACGCCGAUAGCGUGACCAUGAUCCACUUUGAGCAAGCAAUCGAGAGGGUCAUCGGCGGCCUCGAGCGCAAGUCGCUUGUGCUCAGCCCCGAGGAGAAGCGCACGGUGGCCUACCACGAGGCCGGCCACGCCGUCUGCGGCUGGUUCUUCCAGUGGGCUGACCCGCUCCUCAAGGUGUCCAUCAUCCCUCGCGGCCAGGGCGCGCUGGGGUACGCGCAGUACCUCCCGGCCGGCGAUGCGUACCUGAUGAACGUUAACCAGCUCAUGGACCGCAUGGCCAUGACGCUGGGCGGGCGCGUGUCGGAGGAGCUCCACUUCCCGAGCGUCACGACGGGCGCCAGCGACGACUUCAAGAAGGUGACGCAGAUGGCGACCACCAUGGUGACGCAGUGGGGCAUGAGCGACAAGCUGGGCCCGCUGCACUUCAACCAGGACCAGAACCAGGUGCAGAAGCCGUUCGCCGAGUCGACGGCGCAGACGAUCGACGCCGAGGUGCGGCGCAUCGUGGACCAGGCCUACAAGCAGUGCCGCGACCUGCUGACACUGCGCAAGAAGGAGGUGGGCAUCGUGGCCGAGGAGCUGCUGCGCAAGGAGCAGCUGUCGCGUGACGACAUUGUGCGCCUGCUGGGGCCCAGGCCCUUCUCGGACCGGGACGAGUUCACAAAGUACUUCAACAACGACAGGCCGGGCGCCGCGGGGAACCUGGCCCCGCCGCCGUUCCCGUCCGAGAGGGACGACGCGCCGCCGCCGACGCCGCCCACGGCCGAGAGCGGGCCGCCGCUGCCCCCCAAGCAGCCCGAGGCCUUUAGGGGGCUACUGCUCGACGGGCCCGAGUGGAGGAGGUGACGGGCGGGGGGUCGGGGGUAGCGGGCACGUCCCUUGUAUCGAUAGCAUGAACAUGUGUUAUAUUUAUAUACCUCGAAAGGCGAUUUUUCGUUUUCUGAUUCUCCUGUUCAUAUCAAAAUGGCCAGUCGGCGGGCUAGGCUGGACAGCGUCUCGUCGCAUUUUUUUUUAGACAGGGUUGGGAUUUUUCUUUUGCGGACUUUUAGAUGUGGAUGGAUGGCCGUUCUGGGUUCGACCCUCGUCACUCCCACGGCAUUUCCCUCUCUCCUCUCCCCGUAUUUUGGUGAUGGGCCUUAUCCCUAGAGUUGCGGAUGGGGGCCUGGCAGGUAGCGAAAAUCUUGACGGACGGAUUUGUGCCGUUUGUCUUUGUGUUGAUGUGUCAGUGUGCUGUUGGAUUGGGAAGAUGGGUGGCGGGGAGUGAACUGGAACGGGUGAAUACGAAGGGGUGUGGUAGCUAUUCAAGAAAGAGGAGAAAAUGUAGAGUAGGAUUGAUAAGUAAAAAUAACAAACGUGCUGGGUAUGGGGUGUCCAUCGACCGGUAUGGGUAAAGGAUGUCGAAUUUAAAUCAUGG